AGAGAGAGAGAGAGGGAGUAAAAUGUAAGUACAGGGGAGUUGAGGGCUUAUUGGAAAUUGGGUUCUUCUCGCUAAAGUGGAAGCAUGCCUUGCAGUGAGAAAAAGAGAGCAAUUUCUUUUAUAUUCACAUCCUUGGCCCACUUCCCAAACUGAGGCAGCUCAGGUGUAUGCAGUGCAGAGGGUUUUUUUUUUCCACUCUCUCUCUUCUGCGAAGUUGAGAGAGAGCUAUACUGCUGUGGUCUAGAGAGAGAAAGCGACUGAACUUUACAGUUUAGAGAGAGAGUGCUGUGAAGGUUUCCCGUUACCGGGCGGGCGGUUAGCACGGUGGAAGCUAGCUGUGUUAGGGUUUUACAGGGCGAAUAAUUCUAGGGUUUUGAAACCCUUGAGAGCUGAUUCAAAGCAACUUUCGAGAUUGAGAAACCUGGCCUCAAGAUGCUGAGUCCACGCAAAAAGGAGAAUUCGGGUACUCUGAAGUCUCCUGGUUCUAGGGUUUCUUUGCAAGGAUCUCCAUCCAUUGUCAAUGGGGAUGAGGCUUUGUGGACAAGGCUUCGAGAAGUUGGGCUCGAUGAGGAAACACUAAAGCAGAGGGACAAAGCUGCCCUAAUUUCUUACAUCACCAAGCUUGAAUCUGAAAUGUUCGAUUACCAAUAUCACAUGGGCCUUCUUAUUUUAGAAAAAAAGGAGUGGACAUCCAAGUAUGAGCAAAUUAAAGCUUCUGCUGAUUCUGCUGAAGAUAAGUAUAAACGUGAUCAGGCUGCACUGUUAUCUGCUCUGGCUGAAGCAGAGCAGCGUGAAGAGAAUCUGCAAAGGGCUUUAGGCGUCGAGAAAGAAUGUGUUGCAAGUAUUGAGAAGGCUUUACAUGAAAUGCGUGCUGAAUGUGCUGAAACCAAGGUUGCAGCUGAGACUAAACUAGCUGAAGUUCGUUGCCUUGUGGAGGAUGCUCAGAAGAAGCUUCUUGCUGUUGAAACAAAGCAGCAUACAGUGGAGGCUUUGCAAACUGAGACUAGUUGGCAACAUGCUGUUGCUGAACGAAAGCUAAAGGAAGUUGAAGCCCGUGAAGAUGAACUUAGAAGACAACAAGUGUCUCUAAAGUCUGAGAUGGAGGCUAAAGAGAAGGAUCUACUCAAUGAGAAGGAAAGUCUUCGUGAGUUGGAGAAAGUUAUACAGCAAGGUCAGGAAAAGUUGUUUGAAGGGCAAACCUUGCUUAAUCAACGGGAACAGUGCAUUAAGGAAAGGUCUGACAGAUUGAGUCGGCUUGAAAAGGAAGUGCAGGCUGCAACUGUUAAACUGCAAGAAGACCUUGAAAUCCUGAAAGAGGAGAAGGCCAAUCUCUGCUUGACCUCGGUUGCUUUGACAACGAGGGAGGAGGCAAUUGUACAAAGGGAAGUUUCAAUUGACAAGAAAGAGCAGGAGUUGCUUCUUCUGCAAGAGAAGCUGACAAGCAGGGAGCAGGAUGAGAUUCGAAGACUUACAAUAGAACAUCAAACUGCAAUUGAGUUGAGAGAAUCACAAUUUGAGGAGGAACUCCAUGAGAAACACAAAUCCUUUGAAGCUGACUUGGGACUUCAAAGACACGCACUGGACUUGCGGGAUGCUGAACUUAAACACCAAGAGGAUCUGAUGCAUAAAGAUAAACAUGAAUUGGAUCUUCAGUUAUCAGAACUGGAAGAGAAACGGAAGGAACUAGAGACAGGAUUAAAAUCACUUGUUGAGAAGGAGCAAAGUUUAGAUGCUCGGGAAAAGAAAAUAGAAAUGGAAAGGAAUUGCCUUGAAAAGGAAAAUCAAGAGCUGGACGUUAUUAAGAAAGAGCUUGAUGUGUAUAGGAAUUCUUUGGAGAAUGAAAGAAAGCAAAUUCUUGAAGAGCAGCGGAAAUUGGAGGUCAUGAAUAAUGAUAGAAAGGAUUUGCUUGCUCUAGAAACCAAACUAAAAGAAGAAGUUGAUAAUUUGAGAGCUGAGAAGGUGAAAAUCUUGGCUGAAGCAGAUAAUUUGGCAACAGAGAAGGAAAAGUUUGAGAAGGAAUGGGAACAAAUAGAUGAAAAAAGAGAACAAUUACAAAAAGAAGCUGAAUGGGUUGCUGAAGAAAGAAUGGAAUUAAGCAAAUUCCUUAAAACUGAACAUGAAAUAUUAAAUUUAGAGAAGGAUUCACUUAGGGAACAGGCCAAACGUGAUGCAGAUUCCCUUUGCCGUGAAAGGGAAGCCUUCUUAAGUGAGAUGGAGCAUGGACAUUCAGAGUGGUUCACCAGAAUUCAACGGGAGCGAGCUGAUUUUGUUCAUGACAUUGAGAUGCAGAAGAGGGAGUUUCAAAAGGGUGUUGACAAGAGGAAUGAAGAAAUUCAAAGAUACUUGAGAGAAAGGGAUGACACAUUUCAGCUUGAAAGGUUGAGAGAAUUCCAAUAUAUCGACGCUCAAAAGGAACUUGUUCGCAAAGAACUGGAAGGAAUUUCACUGGAAAUGAAGAAACUUGAAAAUGAGAGGAAGAAUAUUGCUCUUGACCGUGAACAAAGAGACAAAGAAUGGUCUGAGUUAAAAAAAGACAUUGAAGAACUUCAAGUACAAAGGGAGAAACUAAAAGAACAGAGAGAGCUGCUGCAUCAAGAUAGAGAAGAUAUUUUGAAGAGAAUUGAAGAUCUUAAGAAACUAGAGGAUUUGAAGGUGCCUAGUGAAACUUUGAUGCUUCCAGAGAUGCAAUCGACUGGAUUGAAUCUUAAUGAAGUGAAAACUCCUGCUAAUUAUCUCGUUGGGCCAUGUGCUACCAAGGCAGCAGUUGAGGUGCAUGCAGAUGAGUGCAACGAAAAUGCAAAUAUUGGUGCCAAAAGUGAGUUGCUUGAACAGAAAGAAUCUGAUAGUGAUGUGCCUACCCCAAAGUCUUGGCUAAAAAGAUGCGCUGAGAAGUUGUUCAACACGUCUCUUGAGAAAAUCGUUGUCGCUAGUAACAAUAACUAUGAAACCCAUUUUUCACGGCAUAAAGAAACUGGUCAAGGCCCCUUAUCGUUUUCUUUGAGGCAAAAGUCUCACAGAACUGAUGCAAGAAGAGUCAAAACUUUUAGCCUGUCGCGCUCUACAAGGCCAGUUCCAGAUGAGAAGAACGCCGUACUUGAAGGGCCUUUGGUGAGAGAGGAGAAAGAUCAUCUGCAAGAGUUCGAUGCUGAAACAAACGUGAGUGCAAAGAAUGGAAGUUGUAAUAUCAAGUCCUCUGUUUUUGAUUCAGAGAGAGCACAAACAAGUGCUAAUAACGGUGGUGAAUGUGAAUUUUUGUACGGAAGAAAGAGGAGUCGUGGAUAUACAUCUAUUGAGGAUGCUGAUGCCCAGUUUAGUAGGAAGCAGAGUAAAAGGCAGCAACAAGCACCCACAGCUGAACACCCAAGGAUGGGGACUUCUGCAGAACUCUUGGUUCAUUCUCCAGUGGUACACCCGGAGGGUGCGAAUGGCUUGAAGCCCUGCAGUCACAUACCAGAUGUCAGAGAAGUGGUUGAUGGAGGCCCUUCAAAUGGACCAGCUAAAGUUCGAGGUGAAGAGGGAGAAGCCAGUGGCAUUGUCUUAGAAGGAUUGAAUAAUUCAUCAAAGAAAGAUGCACUAGAGUCACAAACAAGUGAUAUCGAAGGUGAAAAGGCUUAUGAAGUUGCAACUCAACCCCAUGAUAAUGGUGUACUUGCUGCAAAGUUUGAUGAGCAAAUUGGAGCAAAUUCAUCAUCACCAGAGGUUACAGGGUCUUCAGGUGGAAUUGAAGAGCUUGGAGAAGACGAGAAAGAAAACGGUUAUGGUGAUGUUGACAAUGGUGGUGGUGGUGGUGAUGAUGACAACGACGAUGAUGAUGAGGUAGAAGUUGAAGAGCACAGGACACUAAAAGGGAAGCUGUGGAAUUUUCUGAUUACAUGAAAUAUUAUGGUCAGCCAUUUGGUCUAAAGCAUAGACCAGAGGGAAAUCUGCAUAGACCAUGAAGUCUUCUUAGAGAUUGGAAUUGAAGGUGCUGGAAGGUAUUUCUCAUAUUUUGUGGGGUUUUUAGUUCUCUUUUGUGUGUUGGUCGAGGCUAACAUUCCAUUCGCUCCAAACAGUGUAUGAAGAGAGUUAGAGAUCCUGUACAAGUUCUACUAGAUUCAGGUGCAUUCCAUUUUGUCUACUGGUGAAUUUGUGCUUCUACUGUGUAUAGUAAUUGCACAUAACUCUUGAGAUCUCCAAGAAGAUUUUUUUCCUUUCAAGAGUUCUCUUGUUCUGCAAGGGUGGUUUGUUUGGUGAGGGUGAAUGAUUGGGGUGUUGUGUAGUUUGGGUUUCUAGAACUUGAUACAUUGUAACACACUGAUUGCUGAUGCACAUAAUAGUUGAUUACAGCCAGUUUCUUUUGA
Messenger RNA from Amborella trichopoda, 4340 nucleotides. It is a transcript of the gene LINC4, whose product is annotated as crowded nuclei-like protein. Gene Ontology annotation, cellular component: nucleus. The record is from RefSeq and is a predicted model, not a curated record. Gene Ontology annotation, biological process: nucleus organization. NCBI's taxonomy places the organism in Eukaryota, Viridiplantae, Streptophyta, Magnoliopsida, Amborellales, Amborellaceae.